Thlaspi arvense is the source of this 645-nucleotide messenger RNA. Lineage: Eukaryota; Viridiplantae; Streptophyta; Magnoliopsida; Brassicales; Brassicaceae. The record is from the annotation of a GenBank genome assembly.
AUGAAAGUGAGAGACAACAUGAAGUGUCAUCUUUUGUUGGCCAUCAUUGGAACCUUUGCCGUUAUAGUUGGAGCACAGACACAAGAAGGAUUCAUCAGUUUGGAUUGUGGAUUACCUGAUGAUGAAUCUCCUUACAACGAUGCAUUCAAUGGAUUGACAUUCACAUCGGAUUCCAGAUUCAUCCAAACAGGGAAAAGUAGUAGAGUUCAUAAAGAUCUCAACAAAAUAUUAGGAAAACAAUAUUUGACUCUGAGAUACUUUCCUGAAGGAAAGCGCAACUGUUAUAGUAUUGAUGUCAAGAGUGGUACAAAUUAUCUCAUCGCAGUUAGCUCCGUUUAUGGGAAUUAUGAUGGUCUUAAUCUUGAUCCAAACUUCGAUAUCUAUAUUGGUCCCAAUAAGUGGUUAAAUAUGGAUUUGGAAGGAAGACAAAAUGGUACAAAAGAGGAGAUCUUACACAAAGCUAGGUCAAACUCUUUGGAUAUUUGUCUUGUUAAAACAGGAACAACGUUGCCUCUAGUUUCAGCCAUAGAAAUACGACCACUGAGAGAUAAUACAUAUGUUGCACAAUCUGGUUCACUGAAGUUGUCUUUCCGGGGGUAUCUUAACAAUUCCGAUGGAUUUAUAAGGUAUGUCAACUCCAUUUGA